UGCCCUGACGUUGCCCCGGCGGCGCGGAGAUUGGGAGCCGCCGCGCUGGGGGCGGGCUCGGCUCCGGUUUAAUCUCCGGCUCGGCAGGGAUUACGGCCGCAGGAUAGUUUCUAAUCCGCGGCACCGGCCACCGGGGGCUGCUCGCCCCAGCCCGCAGCAGAGGCACCGCCGGAGAGGGGGGCAGAGACCAAGGAGAGCCCACAGUGAGCCCAGCAGCCUCCUCACCAUGGACACCACGGACAUGCCCCUCCAGGCUGAGAUGGUGGAGUUGGUGCCUAAUGGGAAGCACUCGGCCAUGCUUACUGCCUCCACGAUCCCCUCGCUCACGGGUGACAGGUUUGAGGAGAAUCAGUCUGGUGUGGCUGAGAUGGAGGAGUUCCUGCCCCACGGCGCUGAGAAGAAGCAGACGCACUUCACUGAUUUCGAAGGGAAGACGUCUUUUGGGAUGUCUGUCUUCAACCUGAGCAAUGCCAUCAUGGGCAGUGGCAUCCUGGGGCUGGCCUAUGCCAUGGCCAACACUGGCAUCAUCCUCUUCCUCUUCCUCCUGACAGCGGUGGCCCUUCUCUCCAGCUACUCCAUCCACCUGCUUCUCAAGUCCUCUGGCAUCGUGGGCAUCCGUGCCUAUGAGCAGCUGGGCUACCGAGCCUUCGGCACGCCGGGGAAGAUGGCUGCAGCCAUUGCCAUCACUCUGCAGAACAUCGGAGCCAUGUCCAGCUACCUGUACAUCAUCAAAUCUGAAGUGCCUCUUGUCAUCCAGACCUUCCUAAACCUGGAGGAGAAGACCACGGACUGGUACAUGAACGGGAACUACCUGGUGAUCCUGGUUUCCAUCACUGUUAUCCUACCCCUGGCCCUCAUGAAGCAGCUGGGCUACCUCGGCUACGCCAGCGGCUUCUCCCUCAGCUGUAUGGGCUUCUUCCUCAUCUCGGUCAUCUAUAAGAAGUUUCAGAUCCCCUGCCCACUCCCCGAGCAGGAGUGGAACCUCACGGGCAGCCUCAAUGCCACCCCUGUCAGCACCAGCGACUACCAGAAUGGCUACACUGUCCUCCAGACCCCUGAGCAGGGCACCUGCACCCCCAGCUUCUUCACCCUGAACUCCCAGACGGCGUACACCAUCCCCAUCAUGGCCUUCGCCUUCGUCUGCCACCCAGAGGUCCUGCCCAUCUACACCGAGCUGAAGGACCCCUCCAAGAAGAAGAUGCAGUGCAUCUCCAACAUCUCCAUUGCUGUCAUGUACCUCAUGUACUUCUUGGCUGCCCUCUUUGGCUACCUCACGUUCUACGGUGGUGUGGAGUCGGAGCUGCUGCACACCUACAUCAAGGUGGACCCCUUUGACGUGCUCAUCCUGUGCGUGCGGGUGGCUGUGCUGACAGCUGUCACCCUCACUGUUCCCAUCGUCCUCUUCCCGGUACGCCGUGCCAUCCAGCAGAUGCUGUUCCAAGGGAAGGACUUCAGCUGGAUCCGCCACAUUGCCAUUGCUGUGGUCCUGCUGACCUUCAUCAACCUGCUGGUCAUCUUUGCCCCCUCCAUCCUCGGCAUCUUCGGCUUGAUAGGUGCCACCUCUGCACCCUGCCUCAUCUUCAUCUUCCCUGCCAUCUUCUACAUCCGCAUCAUGCCCAAGGACAAGGAGCCACUGCGCUCUACCCCCAAAAUCUUGGCUGCCUGUUUUGCCCUCCUUGGGGUACUCUUCAUGAUCAUGAGCUUGAGCUUCAUAAUCAUCGACUGGGCCACAGGUGGGGGGAAGGGCGGCGGCAGCCACUAGCUGGCGCUGGAUGCCCACACCAACCUGCCCCCCACCCACUGGUGUUCCAGGGAGAGCCAACCCCGCGCUCAGCCCCAUUCCUCAGCCCCAGUGGGCUAACCUGGGGACCCUCCGCUGUCACUGCCCGUCACCCAUGGUGGUGGUGGUGGGGGCAUGAGCCAUGGCAGGUGCAGGGACCCCCUGCCCUAUGCCCAGGAUGGGGCAGUGAGCCUGGGGCAGAUGCUGUGCGCCCCCUGCUUUUUCCAGUGGGUACCCUCCCUGCUCCGCGCCUCAGUUUCCCCAUCUGUAAAAUGGGGAGCAUACUACUGCCCUACCUCACCGGGAGCUGGCUGUCAGCUGGAGCUCGUCUCUGCACACCCCGAGCUGCCGGCAGUGGGCACUGCCCCCCACGGGGGCCGAGGGCCGGGGCAAUGUCCUGGUCCCCCUGGGCAGCACCAAGAACCCUGAUGAACAGUGUCUGCAGCAGACUGGGGUCUGGCAGGGCAGUGAGACCCUGGAAGUGCCCAUGCCCAAGCCAUCUGCCAUCUCUCCCUAGUCCCCCUGUCUCUGAUGACAUGCUGCCCCACUGUUCCAGCAUCCGGGGGGCACCCUGGCCCCACGGGUGAGCAUGGUCCUGCUGCCAUGGCUGGUGGGACCCAGCAUGCUGCUCUUGAGCCCACCAGGGAAUUGUUGGCUCCCGGUGCCCUUGGACAGGACCCUGGUGACCCCCAGGCCAUACUUGGAAACCAACUGCAUUGCUCUGGGGAGGUGACGUGCCCACCAGGGGCUCGACGCCCUCUGGCAUCCUGCCCAUGGUGCAGUUUGUUUGCCCAGGGCUUGGGCCCUUAUGAGGGGUGCGGGUGGGGUUGUGGGGGUUGGGGGCAUCACUCGCUGGGGGCAUCACUCACUGGGGGUCAGCUUGGGGCUCCAGAGCCACUCCCCUUUCUGUGUGCCCAGAUGGCAGGGUAAGGGGCACCCCUGAACCCAAGCUGGCCCUUCUCGCCUUGCACCCAGGGCCAGCGCGCAGGCCUCCACUGGCCUUUCCCACCUCCUAUCCACCCACCCACUUACCCCCCUAUCCAUCCAACCAUCCAUCCGUGCUGCUGGGAUGCCCCAUGCCAUGCCAAAAUCCUGAGAGCAGCUCUCCCACCCCGCACCUCCCUUCCCCAUGGGGGGACAGCCCGGCAGGGUGGGCAGCACGGGUCGGAGGCUGUCCUGCAGUGAAGUUCAUAAGAGACGUAUUUUUUUACCAGGGUGGUGGAGGCUGGGAUGCUUUUUAUAAAUACUGUAUAUAAGAGUAGAUUUUUUUUAAUGUGUUGUGUUGCUCUGGGUAGCUCUGUUAUAAUGUAUGUAUCUAUAUGGGGUGGAGGGGAAUGGCCAUGACCUGGUGCCGGUGAGGGGCUCGGCAGACCCUUGCAAUUUCCUUGGGGCUGCUGGCUGCAGCGUGGCCCUGGUGUCCCCAUCCCCAGCCCAGCUGCCCUGUGGCCACCCCUGGGCCACGCUGGGCAGGUGACGCUUUUAAAUUAUCUGUGGGGAUGAUGUCUGUGCUGGCGAGGAGGCCAGCUGGCUCUCUCUGGCACUGAGAAUAAAGAUGUGAAUGUG
Molecule: messenger RNA, 3343 nt
Organism: Columba livia (rock pigeon)
Lineage: Eukaryota; Metazoa; Chordata; Aves; Columbiformes; Columbidae
Gene: SLC38A3
Product: solute carrier family 38 member 3
Exons: 16
Coding region: 227-1762 (511 amino acids)
Biological process (GO): asparagine transport; L-glutamine transport; histidine transport
Cellular component (GO): plasma membrane
Molecular function (GO): L-asparagine transmembrane transporter activity; L-histidine transmembrane transporter activity; L-glutamine transmembrane transporter activity
Source: RefSeq, a predicted model, not a curated record